Messenger RNA from Papaver somniferum (opium poppy), 1990 nucleotides. RefSeq names its product pyrophosphate--fructose 6-phosphate 1-phosphotransferase subunit beta-like. Bases 123 to 1808 code for a protein of 561 amino acids. NCBI's taxonomy places the organism in Eukaryota, Viridiplantae, Streptophyta, Magnoliopsida, Ranunculales, Papaveraceae. The record is from RefSeq and is a predicted model, not a curated record. Gene Ontology annotation, molecular function: diphosphate-fructose-6-phosphate 1-phosphotransferase activity; 6-phosphofructokinase activity; ATP binding. The transcript has 16 exons. Gene Ontology annotation, cellular component: cytosol. Gene Ontology annotation, biological process: photosynthesis; glycolytic process; response to glucose.
CAAGAUUAUAAGAAGUUUAGUUUUGAGUAACACAGGCACAGUCUGAGAUCCCAAAGCUAACCAAAAAAACCCUCGUUUCUGUCGAUCCACUUCUAACUCAUUAAUCACUUUCUUUCUCUGUAAUGGCUACCUCUAAUGGCGGCACCGAUGUUAAAUCAUCACGUACUUUCAAACUCGCUUCUUUCUAUAGUGAAGUUCAAACGAGUCGACUCAAUCAUGCUCUUCCUCUUCCUUCUGUUCUUCGUAAACCAUUCAAUGUUGAUGACGGUCCUAAAAGUUCUGCUGCUGGAAAUCCAGAUGAGAUCGCGAAGCUUUUCCCGAAUUUGUUUGGACAACCAUCAGCAUCAUUAGUACCUAAUGAAACAGGAUUAUCCGGAUCAGAUCAGAAAUUGAAAAUCGGUGUUGUCUUGUCUGGUGGACAAGCACCUGGUGGGCAUAAUGUUAUUUCUGGGAUUUUUGAUUAUUUGCAGGAUAGAGUGCCAGGAAGUACACUAUAUGGAUUCAAAGGAGGACCUGCUGGAAUCAUGAAAGGGAAAUAUGUCGAAUUGACAUCUGAAUUUGUGUACCCUUACAGAAAUCAAGGUGGAUUUGAUAUGAUCUGCAGUGGAAGAGACAAGAUUGAAACUCCAGACCAGUUUAAGCAAGCUCAAGAGACAUCAAAGAAGCUUGAUUUAGACGGGCUUGUGGUUAUUGGUGGGGAUGACUCAAACACAAAUGCUUGCCUCCUUGCUGAAAACUUCAGGGGAAGUAAUAUGAAAACCCGGGUGAUUGGUUGUCCAAAGACUAUUGAUGGUGAUCUAAAGUCAAAGGAAGUGCCCACGAGUUUUGGAUUUGAUACAGCGUGCAAGAUUUACGCAGAGAUGAUCGGCAAUGUUAUGACUGAUGCUCGCUCUACUGGAAAAUACUAUCACUUUGUAAGGCUUAUGGGGCGUGCUGCUUCUCACAUUACCUUGGAGUGUGCUUUGCAGACUCACCCCAAUGUUACUAUCAUUGGAGAAGAGGUUGCUGCCAAAAAACAAACAUUGAAAAAUGUAACAGACUACAUUACUGAUAUCAUCUGCAAACGUGCAGAACUUGGUUACAAUUAUGGAGUUAUACUUAUCCCCGAAGGUCUCAUUGAUUUCAUUCCUGAGGUGCAACAGCUUAUUGCUGAGCUGAAUGAAAUCCUAGCUCAUGAUGUUGUGGAUGAAGCUGGGGCAUGGAAAAACAAACUCCGAGAUCAAUCUCAUCAGCUCUUUGAUUUCUUACCUGAAGCAAUUCAAGAGCAGUUGAUGCUUGAAAGAGAUCCACACGGAAAUGUUCAGGUUGCCAAAAUAGAAACAGAAAAAAUGCUCAUUCAAAUGGUUGAAAUUGAGUUGGAGAAACGAAAGCAGGCUGGUGCAUACAAAGGACAGUUCAAAGGGCAGUCCCACUUUUUCGGCUAUGAGGGAAGAUGUGGUUUACCUACUAAUUUCGAUUCUACUUACUGCUAUGCAUUGGGUUAUGCUGCUGGUGCCCUGCUCCAUGCUGGAAAGACUGGGCUCAUAUCUUCGGUUGGAAACUUGAGUGCUCCUGUUGAAGAAUGGACUGUUGGCGGGACUGCAUUGACUGCACUUAUGGACGUGGAGAGGAGACACGGUAAAUUUAAACCUGUAAUCAAGAAGGCAAUGGUGGAGCUUGAAGGUGCACCCUUCUUAAAAUUUGCAUCCAUGAGGGAUGAAUGGGCCAUUAAGAAUCGAUACAUCAACCCAGGUCCGAUUCAAUUCCAUGGUCCAGCAUCCAAUGCCCUGAACCACACACUACUUUUGGAGCUUGGUGCCCAAGCCUAAGGGGAAUCGUAUCUAUUAGCCUUGUUACGCUUUUGUUGCCUGCUUCAUUUUUCUAGUCAGAUGACUAUUUCACCCAUCACGUGUGUAACUCGUGUUUCAAUUUAAACAAUUCAAAAAUGAAGAUCGUUUGCCGUAUGAUAAAGCUUCAGUUUGAUGUUUAUAUUAUAAGUUAUUGUUCUUCA